This is a messenger RNA of Lathyrus sativus (Indian pea), 804 nucleotides long. The record is from the annotation of a GenBank genome assembly. NCBI's taxonomy places the organism in Eukaryota, Viridiplantae, Streptophyta, Magnoliopsida, Fabales, Fabaceae.
AUGGUAGUAAUAGAGCAGGAGAAGACCGACGACCGAAACGCGAAUUUAUCAAACGCUACUGCCGGCAACGACGCCUCCGACGGCUUCGAAACCGCCAGUGAGGCCGAUCUCGAUAGCGACGGUGACGAUGACAGAGCUAGCAGCCGAGAAGAAUUGCAGCACCGUGAACAACCGCCGAAGCAGACAGAGGGAGAACAGGAACAAGAUGCUCCUCAGGGAAGCAUUUCCUCCGAGGAUACUUUGAUCAAUGAACAUGAAUUGAGACAGAAAGCAUUGGAUGAAGCAAAUGAAGCAAAAGUAGAAGGUAACAAACUCUUUGUAGAUGGCAAGUACGAGGAGGCAUUAUCCCAAUAUGAACACGCUUUACAAGUUGCACUAGACAUGCCUUCAUUUGUGGAAAUACGCUCAAUAUGCCAUGCAAACCGUGCUGUGUGCUUUUUAAAACAAGGAAAAUAUGAAAAUACAAUUAAAGAAUGCACAAAAUCAUUGGAGCUAAAUCCUGCAUAUGUUAAAACUUUGGUAAGAAGAGGAGAAGCUCAUGAAAAGCUUGAACAUUUUGAAGAGGCAAUUGCUGAUAUGAAAAAGAUUUUAGAAAUUGAUCCCUCAAAUGAUCAAGGUAGGAAAGCCAUCCGUCGACUAGAGCCCCUUGCUGCAGUCAAACGAGAAAAAAUGAAAGAAGAAAUGAUAGCAAAAUUGAAAGAAAUGGGCAAUUCUGUCUUGGGACGCUUUGGGAUGAGCGUUGACAACUUCAAAGCAGUCAAAGAUCCAAACACUGGUUCCUAUUCUAUCUCAAUGGAACGCUAA